This is a messenger RNA of Aphis gossypii (cotton aphid), 4042 nucleotides long. RefSeq names its product late secretory pathway protein AVL9 homolog. The record is from RefSeq and is a predicted model, not a curated record. Gene Ontology annotation, cellular component: cytoplasm. The coding region runs from base 377 to 2077 and encodes 566 amino acids. NCBI's taxonomy places the organism in Eukaryota, Metazoa, Arthropoda, Insecta, Hemiptera, Aphididae. The transcript is spliced from 10 exons.
UCGAUAAUACCGUUUCGUUCAUUCAGUGACAAUAAUAACAAUAUUAAUUGUUAUCAUCGAUCGACCACAAAACACAAAUAUUCGCAGUAUUACGAAAACAAAUUUUCCUACGUGUUGUCGGUGGGUUGACGUAGAGUCGUAGAGUAAAAGCAGACGUUACUUACGUUGGUGAUGACCGCACAGCCAUUGUACUACGUUCCGGUCAGAACAAACGUAAAAUAGAACACUAAAACUUAUAACGUUACAAAUGUCCUACGACAAUGACGAAUCCAUCGAAAGAGUUUUAAAUAAUUUAUAUCAAAUGAAAACAUUGUAUGUGCACACUGCGAUCAAUAUGCUUAUAUUCGUUUACUAGUAUUGUACAACGUUCAUCGUCAUGACUGAAAAUCCAAUUCUACACGUUUUGGUGGUUGGGUUCCAUCAUAAAAAAGGAUGUCAGGUAGAAUAUGCUUAUCCGCCAUUUAUCGAAGAUACCACUGGUGUUUCUGCUGAAUGUCCGACAGCUUGGAAGCAUUUGCCGUAUUUAGCAUUACCUGAUGGAUCGCACAACUUUGAUGAAGACACUGCAUACUUUCAUUUACCAAGUCAACAAGAUCCGAAUGAAACAAUUUAUGGAAUUUCAUGUUACAGACAAAUACCAUUAGAAAAAAUUAUUAACCGAACUCCUGAUAUGACACGAAGUACAAUCCAAAAAUCAGUCUGUGUACUUAGUACAUUACCAUUAUAUGGACAUAUUCAAGUUAAAAUGUCUCUAAUUACACAUGCAUAUUUUGAAGAAGGCGAUUUCAGUAAAAUAUCACUCUUACAUGACACUUAUCACCACCUCAAUGCCUGUUUAUCUAGUAUAGACAAUAUUAGCACUAGUCCUCAUCUUUUUGUUGGUCUAUCUGCAGUUGAACUUGUGACAAGGUUUAGACAUAAAGUAUUGUUGCUAUUUAAAUUAAUGUUGUUAGAAAACAAAGUACUAUUUUUUUACUCUCCUGUUCGUCCACUGUGUUCUACAAUACUGACCUUAUUAUCUCUUCAUCCUGGACUUAUUGAAAAUGGGCUCAAUAAAUCUGCCAAUAUUAACCUUAGUAGUGCUACCCAACCCUCCAUUGAAAACAAAUGUGAAGUUAAUGCUUCAAAUGUAAGUCCAGAAACAGAAGAUUAUGAUCACAUCAUUGUUAGUCAAAAAUCAAAUGAAGUUGUUGAUGAAGAAUUAGUUCCUAACAAUACAUUUGUUUCAAACAUUCCUAAAGAUCCUAGUAUCGAUUCGUUGGAUGAAGCUGCUGUGCAGUAUAAUAUGAUAAGUAUUGCUCAAAUCAAUUCUGAAGACUGUGGAGUUCCUAUGUCUAUUUUUGAUAAUGGUAAUUUAUGUCAGCCAUAUUCUUGCCUGUCAUACAUGGAUAUAUUAACAGAUCCAAGUGUUCGAGGAUAUGUAAUCGGAGCAUCAAAUAUAUUGUUUAAACAAAAGAAGAAUUUAGCUGAUGUGAUUGUUGAGAUCGAUGAAGGAAAAGUAGAAAUAGAAAAUAUUGAACUUAAACGACAUUUACAUUUAACUACAGAAGAUCUUCGUUUUGCUGAUUACCUAGUUAGACAUGUCGUCCAACCUGAUAAAGAAGAUGUAUUUCUGGAUGGAGUUGGAUGGGAAGGUGGCGAUGAAUGGAUAAGAGCACAAUUUAAGGCUUAUUUGUUAUCUUUAUUAAGAACAUCACUAUUAAGUGAAGGAGCACCCGAAUUAAACCACUUUAAUCCAUCAUUUAUAUCUGCUUGGCAACAAACGAAAAAUUACCAAGUUUGGUUAAACCAAGAACACCAAGCAAUUAUGGCACUUGAACCUUGUCAUCCAUUUGCUGGUCAAUUGUCUGUAGCUGAUAUGAAACUAAGGAUAUCACACACAAUGCAAAGCAGUAGAAGUGGUCGAAAGUUAAAUCAAGCAGUCCAAAAUACAAGUAGAGCAGUUGCAUCCACGGGUAAAGUUGUUGGAGGUGCUAUUUCACAAGCUAAGGGUGCAGUAACAAAUUGGUGGAGUAACCUAACCACAACUCAAGAUCUAGAAGAUGAGAAAAAUACACCUGUUAUUCAGGAUAUUUAACUGAAUUAUAAACUCUAAACGAGUAUUUAUCUACUGUUUCUUCUGAAUUUUUUUCAGUUAUACCAUUUUAUAUUUUAUUUUAUUUUUUGUAUUAUUGUAUGAUUAAAUCUUUAUUUAGUUUAAGUAAAUUAUUUUAAAUCUAUUUAUAUUUGACAUUGACAACUAUGGAUCUAAGACAUGUUUGUUAUAAAUUAUAAAAAAAUUUAGUCUAUCUUCUAAUAGACAUAGUACCGACAAAUUUUAUAUACAUUUCUGAAAGAAAUUUUUAAAAAUUCUAUUAUCUACUUCUAAAUUCAAAUAAUUACACUCUAGGUCUAAUUUUAAAUAACUUUACAUGUCAUGUAUACCUCACACUAUAUAGAAUAUUCCAGAAUAACUGAACAUUAAUAUACGUAGUACUACGUUAUUUAAUUUAUAAAAAUUUGAAUUAUACAUAAUAUAUCUUUUCUAAAACAUACCUUAUUAAUAAAUUAUACUCACAAAUUAUUCAUGUAAAAAUUACUAUACAAAAAAUUCUAGUAUAUUCCUAAUUAUAAACUUUAUCAAAUAUCUUAGCAUAAAUUUUAUUAACUGCAUUUUUUUACUUAUCCAUAUAAAAUAUAUUUUGAUAUUUACAAUAAUAUUCGUAACAAUAAGUAAUGAUACACUUUGUUCUAUAAUCAUUUCCAAAUAAAUUUAAAUCAUCCAAAAAUUUAUCAAAUAUCAAUAUAAAAUACCUAGUAACAAAACAAAAUUUUACAAAAAUAAAACAUAUUCUCUGCUAUAUCACAGUUACUUAGUGUUAGUAUACUACUGGGGAUUACUCCAUAUCUUAUUAAAAUAACUAAGCAAGUAUUUGAAUACCUAUAAACCUAUUUAGAAGUGUCACUACUUAAUAUGAUCACCUGUUAAUAUCAAAUUAAUCUUAAUAUACUUUAAUCAAGCAACCUAAUAUUAUCAUUUUUUUUUUUUUUUUUAAUCAACUUAAGAAUAAACUUUUAUCAAAAGACCAAUAUGAUCACAUAUCAGUAAAAAAAUUGUAGAUUAUAACAUCCAAUUUAUUAUUUUAAAUCAUGGUGUGUUUCUAAUUGUUAGACAAUUUAUUAUUCAAUCACAUAUUUUAAUUUGUUUACUAUUUAAAGUUUGACAUAAGUAUUUCAUCUUAACAGAUAAGAAUCUGCAUGCUUAAUUAUUUUUAAGUUAAUAAUGUACCUAUCAAAUUAAAUUACAGCAUAAUACAUUUUAUAUUCAUUUAAUUUUUUUUAUUACUAAUUGGAGAAAACACCAUGAUAACAAGUACUGUAAUUUAAUUAACACUUUUAUCAUUAUACAUGAAUAUGGUCAUCUGAGGAUUAACUAGUCGUCACAAGUUAAAAACAAAAAAAAAACAAUUAUUAAUGUGUUUGUUUUUUUGGCACACUGUUUCCAUUCUUUAUCAGCAACAUUCUAGCAACCUGCGAUUUUUAAUUUACAGAAUCUUACUACUAUUUAGUUUAUUAAAUAAUAAAACUAGGUAUACAAUGUAAUACCUAGUUAUUUUUAUAUUUAUUGUAAUUCCAUGACUUCUAUUUUUUUUUUUCAUAAUAUGCAUUUAUACUAUAUUUCUGCUCAAAAAAUUUCCUUUUCAACUGUAAUCAUUGACAUUGUGUUUGUACACUCGUUAAAAUACAAAAUCACAAAGGCAUUGUAACUAUAUAAUUGAAUAUAAUUUAUCUAUAUUAAAUAAAAAAAAUUGCAUGUAAAGUAUUUGUAUUAUUGUUAUUAAUAUUUACUGUGUUUGUAAUAAUUAUUAAUUUUAAAUACUUAAUGUAUUAUAAAAUAGCCAUUUUUUUAAUAGAUAUAAUGUAUAAUAUAAUUAUGCCAUAUCUAGUAAAUUUACAUCACCAAUCAUCUGUAUUAAAUUUAGCAUAGACUUGUAUGGGGAGGGGGAGUUAAUUGCCUCUCAAACUUUUAUUGUAAUAGUAAAGAACAUGUUUUGAUCCCUGA